Onychomys torridus (southern grasshopper mouse) is the source of this 2551-nucleotide messenger RNA. It is a transcript of the gene Tradd, whose product is annotated as TNFRSF1A associated via death domain. The transcript has 5 exons. NCBI's taxonomy places the organism in Eukaryota, Metazoa, Chordata, Mammalia, Rodentia, Cricetidae. The record is from RefSeq and is a predicted model, not a curated record. Bases 1090 to 2022 code for a protein of 310 amino acids. Gene Ontology annotation, cellular component: tumor necrosis factor receptor superfamily complex. Gene Ontology annotation, biological process: positive regulation of canonical NF-kappaB signal transduction; extrinsic apoptotic signaling pathway. Gene Ontology annotation, molecular function: transmembrane receptor protein tyrosine kinase adaptor activity.
CUUUGGAGUGCUGUGACUAAGGGUAUGUGCUGCCACGCUCGGCUCUCAACGUUCUUUAAACUACUAUCUCAUUUGUUCAACAAGCUUUACUUGACUCCAUUGGUUUUGAGUUGAGGAAUCCUGUCCCCAACCUUUCCACUUGAGAGCGACUGCUGUGUUUAUCAGGCGUGUAACUUAGUAAAAUGUAUUUUUUUUUUUUUUUUGAGAUCACUAGCCAAUCAGGAAAUGAGGCUCCUUCGUGCUGUCUCCACCCCCAGGAACUGACUUCCCGCGUGCUUUCUGUGACAGACAGAUGGAAACAAGCUUGCGGCUUUGGAGCUGGACUGCUCUGGCACCUUGAGGGGCUGUUUAAGUUGGGACCCUGAUCCUUGAGCAGCCCCGGUUCUCGCUAGCUAAUUAAGGUUCGGUUGGAACUCCACAGACCCACUCCAGAGCUCAGCUUUUAGAAGGAUGGGGUUGUUGGAAGCUGUGAGUUAGUUUUGAAGCUGACAGUUUUGUUUCAAGGUGCUGGAGGCUUUUGUAAAUGUCCAGGCCAUUUGUCAUUUAAUUUCCCCGUGUCCUCCAAGCGUUUGGGUUCUUGUGGAAUUUGCUCCAAGUAGACUCUAGAGUUUCUGAUACCCCGAGCCAGGCUUGUUCUGGAAUCACGGCCCCCCAUUUUAAGUGCUAAAGAAUAGCAGAGAUUAGAUCACCGAACUGGAUUCCUAGGGGGCGCCAGAAAAGUUCUCAUCGCCAGGAAACGCCCUCUGACUGAACCCCAAGAACUGAAUUAAGUUUGGCCGCUCUCACUCUGGGGCCCUUCGGCCUCAAAAACCUCAAGCUGCUUAAGUCAUGACUAGUGGGCAGUACGUCCUGCCAUCUAACCUUGGGUGUCGUUUUCUUACCUGCUCAGCGGACUAGGUGGGCGUUGCCCGGAGGCAGGGGACUGGCCACGGAGGACAGCAGGGCAGGAAGGAGAGGCCCUGAGCGGAGAAGGCGGGACGCGCGGGCUGACCCGGCGGCUCGGGCUGGGGCGCCGCCCCUGCGUCUCCGCGCACACCCGGAAGCCGCGCGCAGCGGAGCCCUGCGAGUGUGUGGCCGCCAGGAGGCGAGAUGGCAGCGGGGCAGAGUGGGCAUGAAGAAUGGGUAGGCAGUGCAUACCUGUUUUUGGAGUCUUCAAUGGACAAGGUGGUCCUGUCUGAAGCCUACACAGAUCCCCUGAAGAAGGUGGCAAUAUACCAAGCUCUGCAGACUGCAUUGUCAGAGAGUGCGGACAGCCCUGACGUACUGCAGAUACUGAAGAUCCAUUGCAGCGACCCGCAGCUCAUCGUGCAAUUGCGUUUCUGCGGGCGCCUGCUGUGCGGCCGGUUCCUUCAAGCCUACCGCGAGGGGGCGCUGCGCGCCGCGCUGCAGAGGUGCAUGGCCUCCGCACUUGACCGGGAAGCCGUGCGGCUGCAAUUGGAGUUGCAUGCUGGCGCAGAGCAGCUGGACACUUGGCUGACCGACGAGGAGCGCUGUUUGAAUUACAUCUUAGCCCAGAAGCCGGACAGGCUCCGGGACGAGGAACUCGCGGAACUGGAGAAGGAGCUCGGCAAGCUGACGUGCAACUGCACUGGCCAGGGUGGAACCAUACAGGUUGACUCAACCGCUUCUAAGUCCCUGGUUCCCUCUCCGGCCAAGGAGAAGCCACUGCCGGCGGCCUGCCAAACUUUUCUGUUCCAUGGUCAGCCCGUAGUGAACCGGCCACUGAAUCUGCAAGAUCAGCAGACGUUCGCUCGCUCAGUGGGUCUCAAAUGGCGCAGGGUGGGGCGCUCGCUGCAGCGUAGCUGUCGAGCACUGAGGGAUCCUGCCCUCGACUCGCUGGCCUAUGAGUAUGAGCGAGAUGGGCUGUACGAGCAGGCCUUCCAGCUUCUGCGCCGCUUCAUGCAAGCCGAGGGCCGCCGUGCCACGCUGCAGCGCCUGGUGGAGGCGCUGGAGGAGAACGAGCUCACCAGUCUCGCAGAGGAUCUGCUAGGCCAGGCGGAGCCGGAUGGCGGCCUGGCCUAGGUCUGGUACUGUGGGGAGGGCGGUCAACCGGCAGCUGAGCCAGGGUUUGGACCCCACCGGUGGCUCUUGGGGUCUUUUUACUGCUGCUCUUGCUACUGCUGACCACUUUCCAGCCACUGGACUUGCCCAUUUUGCUAAGCUGCUGGAGCAGAACUGACUGCCUUUCCCAGGCGCCAGGCAAGCACCACGGAACUUCAGGGGUACAUCACUGAGCAUUCUACCCCAGAUUCUUUGAUGGAGACAGUGUGGAUGUCUCUGUCUUCCCAUCCUAAAAGAGGACUUCCUGAAAAAACUCCCCAAGUAUCUGGACCUUCUGAGGUUUAAAUGUCUGUCAUUCAAGGUGCUGUAAAUACUGUUGUGAUCAGGAUGCAAGAAUCUUCCCUGCCCUUGGCUCAUACUCAAUGUGGGACCUAAGCACUUUGCAACGCUAAUAAAAUUUAACCCUUUUACAGACUCAUGGGAAUACCGAGGUCUAGCCCAGGCUGGGUUAGGCUCUUUCAAGGGAUGAGUGGGCCAGGUGGAGUAGGAA